AUGGGUCGUGGGAGAGGGAGAGGACGAGGGCGGCCACGUUUGGUGCCACUGUCAACAAUCAAUUCUACGGCGGUCAUCUCUGAUCAGCAAGCCACGGAAAAGGAAACUAUUGUGGACGAUGCAGUGCGAAAUGACUCAGAGGAAAAUGGAAGUUUGGCGGAGGAGAACGUAGAAAUUGUUCCUGAUACAGAAAAUCUAGGUCAUCAAAGCACUGAAGUAAGAAUGGAGGGGGAAACUAGCCAGACGAAGAAGCUAUGGGUCGACGUCAUCAAUGAGAAUCGUAAUCCGGCAAAGGGUCUCACCAUGGAAUUCGUUGCACCAAAGAUUAUUGAUGGAGAAAUGGAAAUCCAAAUUGAAGAGGAAGAUGUUGAAAAGGAAGUCAAAUUUUGGGAGUCUGCCCUCAUCAUGUAUGCCUUGGGAGUGGACCUCAGCAUGAAUGCGGUGAAACAGUUCAUGAGCAAGAGCUGA
Molecule: messenger RNA, 468 nt
Organism: Lathyrus sativus (Indian pea)
Lineage: Eukaryota; Viridiplantae; Streptophyta; Magnoliopsida; Fabales; Fabaceae
Source: the annotation of a GenBank genome assembly